CUUUUCUUUCCGAGAAAUUGAAAUAAAUCAGAAAAUAGAUAUGCUAGUUUGUUUAGAUUUAUAAAGUUAAUUUUGAUAUAAUUGGAUCUUGAUUUUGUUUAAAAAUAUCGUUUUGUCGCAAUUAAAUUAAAUUGUUUUCAAAGAAUUUUUAAAUAAAAAGCAUUUACUUGUCAGAAGUUUCAGAAAUGCAAAGCAAAAUAUCUUCGGAUUCAAAUAAACUUAUAAUAAAUGAACAAAAUGUAAUAAUAAAACGAGGAAUUGCGCAGAGUUCUGACAGCAGUAGUAAUAUUUGUUUGAGUAGUAGCGGUACCAGCAAAGGAUGGAAAAGGAAACAAUGUGAUAUUGUUAAGUUUUGUGAUUUGGAAUCUGAAUUCGAAGAUUGCGAUCUCGAAGAUGCUGUGGCUCUGGAGACAAAAUUACGCAAUGUCAUGCGUAAACAUUCUUUAACUCACGACGAGAUGAUGAGAUUAUUGCAUAAAUUUAUUAAAAAUGAACAUGUUUUGGCCCUGGUUACUUUAAAAGCUGAGGAUGAAUUAGCACGUGAACAACAAAGCGAGACGGAGCAGCGCGCACUCAUAAUCACCGACAUGCCAUCGGUCCCAAAACUAACACGAGCGAAGGCCAGAGAGUUAAAUAAAACACCGGUUAUUUCAUUGCCAGUACUAAACGCCGAAACGGAGCAACCGGAAAUUGCUAAGUUAAUACAAGAUGAAUUAAAUUCAGACGAAGAAGAUGAAGACUUUACAUUGCAAGAAGAAGAGCUACCGUCUGACGAUGGGGAUGACCCCAUUAGCGCUUGGGAUAUUGAAUCUUACUCCCAAACUUCUCUAGCACCGCCCGUAACAAGAAAUGUGGAGGAUUCUUCUGUAAAAUUCAGUGAAGAUGGUUGUUUUAAAGUACUUGUUGAUAAGGAAUCUUCGGAAGAGGAUUGGCGUAUAGCUGCCCGAACGCGCUCCAAAUUAUGUUUAGAACAAACCACGAUAGAAGAUAUACAGUCGGAGUUCGUGCCCCCUGAUGAAGAAGAAUAUUUAGAUUUCAGUGAAACUGAAAGGGCAGCGUUCGACGACGAAUAUGUGCAGUUUGUCAAUGAUUGCCAAAAACCAUUGAAUAAUUCUUUUAUCACGGAUGAUGAUGAUCUCAUAAAUGAUCCCGAAUACGUAGCUGCUGAGAAGGAAGCAGUGGAUGCUGAAGAACUAAGGGAUGUAAACAUUUCUAAGAAAGAACUGACAGAUUUGUUUGCCGAGUUGUUUCAGGUAUUAAUAAGUGAAGGCAUUUCUCUUGAAAGCAUUGAAUCCGAAACGCCUAAGAAGCAUCCACUAAAUCAUCAUCAGUUAGAUGAGAGGGAGGUUUUAAAUACUCCUCAUGGAACACCGGAAACAAAAAUUAUAGAAACGCCCACGCCACAAAAUGGUUUACAAAGGCAACCGCAAUCGGACGUGGUCACCUCGACGGAUUUGCCAUCACCAUUACAAAGAGAAAGGGAAUUAGCUGUAACCUCAAUCCAGACUAAUCAAAAUGACGACCAAAAGGAGAUCCACAGCAAAAAUAAUAUUUGUGCAUUGAUUCCUAUAGCGAAACCGCUUAGUUUUAGUGAAGGUCCUUCUGGAAAAACGAUUAGUAUCUCAAGCAAUGCUCUUAACAAUCAGGUCGAUAUAAUAGCGGUACCUCUUCCAGGCCAACCUAAUCGUUUUCAAUUGGCUAAAGUUGUCAACGACAACGACCUCGUCGUCGUACAGCAAAGUAAAGAAAAAACAUUGUCUGCAGCUUUUGGUAUCGACGCCAGUGAUGAACGGUACAAGACACCGUAUGAUAAUAACUAUACUUACGAAUAUAUCUCGGUGCGAAGACAUGUAAUGUACGAGUAUAUGGAAAAGUUUGAAAAGUUGAGACAUGCUCAGGUUAAUCAAAUAUCAAGUACAACUAUGGAAGCUGAACCAUCACGUGAUGGUUAUGGUUUUACUCAGCAACAAUAUCAACUAAUGCAACAGCAAAUGCGUAUACAUGUACAAAUGUUAACGCAAUCCUUUUUGCAAACUUAUUCUCAUCCAGAAUAUUGGAAAAUGGCUAAAACGCCUCAGAUUUUAUUGAAAGAAUUGGAAGAGAAAUCGAUUGAUAAUAAUAAUUACAAGGCAUGGAAUUUAGAUAGCGCUUUAGAUUUGGUGGAAAAAUGGCAAGAAGAAGUGAACGAUAAUAACAAUGAGGAGAACCGUGAAAUGAUGCUAUUUAUGCACAAAGAAAUUGAAGCAACGAACAAAAACACUCGACAAAUACCUAGAUUUCCACCACGUGUUAUGGACACGAUUGUGAAUUCGAAGGUAUUCAUGUAUCCUCAAUACUUGCCCAGAAUCCCGUUCACGCCACGUCAACGAACAUAUGAGGCUUUUGCUCCCACCGAAUCACAAUUGAUAGCGAUGGGUUUGGAAAAGCAUAUGAAACGUAUUAAGGAAACUAAUGAAAAAGUAUAUCAUAAAACCACACCUUUACGUUUGGCUUGUAAACGUUUAUGCCGCGAUAUGGUUUGGGGUAAAAAUUAUAGACGUGUUUGGGAACAUAUCAUGAAUUUAAAGAAGGCUAAUUUCUACAAUCCCAUAAAAUAUUAUUUCGAUCACGAUUGCGCACCAGCUAUAGAAUUAAUGCCUAUUAUAGGAUUUGAAGACAAUAAAGUUUUACCACCUAAACAGCGUUUACAAGAGCUGCCCUUAGUUUGGAAAACGUACGUGCAGAAUAAAGCUACGAGUUCAAUUUCGACCAAACAACCCAAGACUUUAAGUGAACAACAAAAAUUUUCAACAUCUACAUCUAAAGUGAGAGCAUCCAAGCAUGCCAGAGAUUCUUUCUUGGAGUUGGUACGUGAAGCAGUAGGCACCGAUAUAACAUUGACAGAGAAUGUUAAGAAUAACGAAAGAGAAAUUGGUAAUGCCAUCAAUUUAAAUCAAAAGAAAACAAAACGCAAAUGCGACGAAGCCACCGGAAGCUCGUUUAAAAGAAAGAAUCUGCCGCAGUCUUUUACUAUCAAUGUUAAUUAUUAUUUAAAUAGUUCACCUACAACAACAGAUGUGUCAGUUUUGCCUUUGAGCGCAUGUGCGAAUGAGCUUAGUGAGACAGUGGCAGAAACAUCAAAUCCGUUCAGUGCACGUUUAUCAGCCGAAAAUAAUGCCGCCACGAUUGUAAACUAUCAAUAUAGCUAUGAAACAAAAUGUGUUCAGCAAAGUGUUCAAACUAAUGAGCAACAACAAUCAGAAAUUAAUCAUUUACGCGAAGGUCAUACCACCAAAUAUUUCACAGAUAGUCAAUCAGCUGCAGUACAGCAAAGCGCUUUAAAACCUGUAAAUGUCAAAUUUUCGAAAUUUAAGUUGAGAAAUUUUCUGAUUUUAAAAAGGUUCAAACGUCGCAUUAUUAACAAAUACCGCGAGCGACUUUAUCUGCGUAAACGCUGUGAGGUUCUUAUAACAGCUUACAGAUUAUACUUGGAUAGUUUAGGUAUAAAUUAUAAACAUAUACCUGUACUGAACGCAUAUUAUCGUCAAUUUAAAGCCUUGGAAUUAUAUACCAAUUUGUUAAAAGAUUUGAAAAUGUUUGUACGUGCAAACAUAAGUGUAAAUAGUAGCAACCAAAUUCCAGGAGGUGUGAAGCGUACGCGUAAUAUUAUUAGAGAAGAAGAGGAUCAUAAUCCCGUCUUACAGCGUAUAGCACGUAAACUUAAUCGUCAAGAGGAAAAUUUCAAACAUAUGCUUUUGCCAGAUUCGCCAGAAGAAGCCGACCGCAAAGAUGCCAUUUACGCUUAUAAUUUCUAUGAGAAAGUGGAAGAAGCUUUUAAAUCAUCAAAAAAGCCGGAAAAUUUUAAGAAAUUCGUAAAUAUUUUAAAAAAUUUUGAUCCCAGGUCAGGAAAGGUGUCGGACUUAUAUUAUAAACUGGAAACUCUAUUCUUACCGGAGCAUCCAGAUUUAGCUGAGGUUUUCUUGACUUUCCUUUUGCCCUCAGAGGCGGCAGCUAUUGGGAAAUUCUUCGAACAUUUCAUGAUCAACAAUAUGUCGACUUUCAUUAACAAACUGAAUAUUUAUUUCAAUAAGCAACCGGCGCAAAUACGCAAAAUCUACAAUUGCCUCAAUGAAUUAGCCGAAGAUCCUGAAGUUACUAUUAGAAAGGUAGAAAAUAAAAUACUUCCUCUUCUCAAAGGCAAUCAAUUUUUGAUAGACUGGUUUAUGCAACAAUUUUCACAAAAUGCGCCACCGGAAAGAUUGUUCUCUGCUCCUGAACAUGUAAUAAACUUAAAGGACUGCCAAAAUAAAAGUUGUGGCGAUCAUAUAGAGACCUUAAACGAUCUUUUGGAUUCACCCACAGCUGAAGAAACCCACCACUCCUCCUGCCAGUUGAGAUAUAUUAACGGUCGCAUCUUCUAUGGGUCCAAAAUAUUACUGCCUGCCAAACUCUCCUUUAUGGCUUCGUCCUACGUAGAUAAAAAUAAUUUGAAAGACUCCUCGAAAAUAUCAGGUUGUGCUCACGGGAUUAGAAAUUGCGGCGAAAACCGUUUAAUGCAAAUCAAUGAAAGUAAUACCAGUCAGUUUCAUAUGGAACAUACAGUUAACGAUGAGCAAGAAAAUUCUUCGGAAGAAGAAAACUGCAAGGCCUUAAUUAUCGAUACAACUGCAGGUGAAGAUGAUAGUUGUUCCUCUUUGGAAAGCUGUGAUGAUAGCACCCUACGUUCGCAUGCUAUGCGCCUAAAUCCUUCCUAUUAUAGCUCCACAUGCUUUACCGCGAAUUUGACCAGCACACCGAACAUCACCAAUAAUAUUCAAAAUCAUCAUUCAAAUGCAAAAAAAACUUCUUUUAAUUUUCUUUACGAAGAUAACAAAAUUUCUCCCCGAAAAAAUUCAGGUAUGACCGGGAUUACGCAACUGAUAAGUUCGCCAGGGACGGCUAGCUGUGCUAUGAUGCAAAGCAAUUUAGUAAGUUCUUCUGUCAGCGUCACAAAUUCCGCGGUAUCUUGUGUUCCCUUGCUUUCAAAGGAGAAACGUAAAUCUCCUUGCAAGAAAACGAAAUCUCCUAUCUCUAAUGCAGAACGAAGGACGUGUAAUGGCGCUAGUGUGCAACCAAUGGUGGUAAUUCAUGAUACCAGUUCAGCUAUAACUUGUGCCAAGCGCUUAAAAUCACUAAUAGAUGAAGAAGAGUGUACCGCGCUGGAUUCUAAAGAACUUAUUAAUAUUAUAGCACGCCCGAAAAGUGCUUUAAAGCAAGCGUACCUGGGUGAAGAUCAAAGCGAACAAACUGUUGAAGCAUCAGAUAAUGCAGACGACAAUUUAGAUGAUUUGGAGUUUUUGCCCGAACAUUCUCCCAUUACCCCAAGUCCGUUUCCAUCUCUCAAAAUGGAAACUGACUCGACUGAGGACGAGCGAAGCACGAACGAUUCGCCAAUAAAUUUAAAAAAUAAGAAUAAUGAUCCGGACGCUCCUAACAAAAGCACUAAUGAAAAAGAAAACGAUAUCAGUUCAAAUAGUUUAAGUAAUAGUUUAAGUAAGAUUAAAACUAGUCCUUUGCCUGUAUCUAACCCUUGGACUAGGGACGAAGACAAAAUUAUCUUAAUUGAAAUGAAAAUGGAUCCUCAGGAUCUAUAUACGCGAAUAGCGAACAAGCUGCCCCAUCGUGGACGUUACGAGAUUAAAGAACGUCAUCAAUUUCUUAUAGAUUUCUUGGCGAAAUUGCAAGAAAGACAACAGUAAUGUAGGAAGAAAAAAAAUGGUUGAACUAAGGGCCACUUGAGAUUGAACAAAGAUUUAUCUCAGCGAUACAGAUUGAUAAUGAAUCGUUGAAUGUUUCUGAAUGUUAGAAUUUGUUUUUAAAUAAAACUUUCUAGAAUUUGUAAAUGGCGUUGAAUGGUUAUUUUUAUACCGGGAUUAUUUGUAGAAUUCAGAAAAGCGGUUAGGAAAAUCUCGUGAAUCAAAUCAUUGAGAGUAGAUUUCGCCAUUCACUGUUAAAACG
Messenger RNA from Glossina fuscipes, 5976 nucleotides. RefSeq lists its product as uncharacterized. Lineage: Eukaryota; Metazoa; Arthropoda; Insecta; Diptera; Glossinidae. The coding region runs from base 186 to 5717 and encodes 1843 amino acids. Gene Ontology annotation, molecular function: transcription coregulator activity. The transcript is spliced from 14 exons. Gene Ontology annotation, biological process: regulation of DNA-templated transcription. The record is from RefSeq and is a predicted model, not a curated record. Gene Ontology annotation, cellular component: nucleus.